AUGGGGAAGGACGCGUGCGUGUACUUGGACGUAUCCAUUGGCGGCUCACGCGCGGGGCGCAUCGUGAUCCAGCUGUACCCUGGGGUUCCCAAGACGACGGAAAACUUCCGGUCGCUAUGCACCGGAGAGCGCGGCUUGGGGCGUACCACGGGCAAACCUUUACACUACAAAAAGGUGCCAUUCCACCGCAUCAUUAAAGGCUUCAUGCUGCAGGGCGGGGACUUCUCUAACCGCGACGGAGCUGGUGGAGAGUCCAUUUACGGCGCUAAAUUUGAAGAUGAGAGCUUCAGAUAUUGCCACACGAAGGCGGGACUGCUGUCAAUGGCCAAUGCAGGCAAUAAUACAAACGGUAGUCAGUUCUUCAUUACGACAGUCCCCACGCCCCAUUUGGAUGGGAAGCACGUCGUUUUUGGGGAAGUAAUUCGAGGAAUGGACGUGGUACGGAAGAUGGAGAAUGUAGAGACUGUAGCGAACAACAAGCCGGCGUCGAUGCAGGCGGUGGUGAUUGAAGAUUGCGGAGAAGCUGAUGAGGAGAGCGAGUCAGAGUCAGACUCCUCUUCGGUUGAGAACAAGAAGAGCAAGAAAAAAAAAGAAAAAAGAAAAGAAGAGGAUGAUGAAGAAGGAGAAAAAGAAAGCAAAGAAAGAGGCAAAGAGGGAGAAGAAGUGUCGACGUGA
Molecule: messenger RNA, 675 nt
Organism: Phytophthora infestans T30-4
Lineage: Eukaryota; Oomycota; Peronosporomycetes; Peronosporales; Peronosporaceae
Product: peptidyl-prolyl cis-trans isomerase E
Exons: 1
Coding region: 1-675 (224 amino acids)
Biological process (GO): protein peptidyl-prolyl isomerization; protein folding
Molecular function (GO): peptidyl-prolyl cis-trans isomerase activity
Source: RefSeq, a predicted model, not a curated record